AGAAUGCAGAGGAAGUGUUUGUUAGUAAAGUUAGGGAGCGUGUGUAAGUGGAGGUCCAAGCAACGCGAAGCGGGAGGUGCGGGGAGCGCACCUCCUGCAGGCCAGCGGGGGCUGGCGGCCUGAAGCGCAACUGGCGGCCAAACGGAGGAGCAGAGAGGCACCCACUACUCUCUGUGUAAACACGAGGAAAUCUGCGGAUGCUGGAAAUUCAAGCAACACAUACAAAAUGCUGGUGGAACGCAGCAGACCUGGCAGCAUCUAUAGGAAGAAGUACAGUCAACGUUUCGGGCCAAGACCCUUCGUCAGGACUAACUGAAAGAAGAGAUAAUGCUACCUGACCAGCUGAGUAUUCACGGCUUCUUGGUUGUCUGUCUCUCGAACUGCCCUCUGUUCACUGAUAGCAGACCGGGGUCAGUGGCCCUGCAGCUGGCCGGAUCUGCAUCACUUCAGAAACAACAUCUCCGUUCCUGACACCGCACAGUCGAUCUCCAUCAAAGUCAAAUUUGAAGACAAAUUGUGAAGGAUCAGAGGGAUCUUGGGGUCUGUGUCCAUCGAACACACAAAGCUGCUGCACAGGUUGACAGUUUCGUUAAGAAGACGUUUGGUGUGAUGGCCUUCAUCAACUGUGGGACUGAGUACAAGAGCCGUGAGGACCCCUGGACCAAGGAGUUCGAAAGCUGGCUUUGUCAGCCACUGACCAACUCUGGAACACUCUGGUUUAGAGAGUCACAUUGCAAUGUCAUCUCCACCAUGUCCUCAGCUGUCCAGGACUCCCGACGGCGAUCGGGACCCCUCUCCCCCUGCAGUGGGGCAAGAGGCGGGGGAGCCCCGUCCAUCUUGUUUCAUCACAUCCCCGAGGUCGCCAGCAACAGCAGCAGCCAAAAUCACAGCAGAGGAGGAGCUUUCUACUCCUAGGACGUCUACACAGGAGGAGGGGCUGGUGUGGACCCCCAGGCAGGAGGAGGAGGGGGACGAGCUCUAUUCCACCCAUCCUGACCCUGAAACUGACCCCGAUGCCGACCCUGAAACUGAUCCCGAUGCUGACCCUGACCCUGACCCCUUCGAGGAGGCAGGAUGGGGUGGCGACUCUUCCCCCAGACUUCCUGAGCCCCCUGAUUCAGAGGGACUGCGGGAGGGGUUCUCUCCACCCCUGCUGGGACAGAAUGGGGCAGCGACGGAACCCCUCCCACAUGCCGGUGUGGAAGAAGAGGAGGAGGGGGUGAAGCGCCAGCGCCGGCCCAACCGCUUCCCGUGCCCAGAGUGCGGCAAGGGUUUUGCCUGCCCCUCCCACCUGGAGCGGCACCUCCGUACUCACACUGGCGAGCGCCCUUUUGAGUGCUCCGUCUGCGGAAAGACGUUCGCCACCCUCAGCCACCUGGCCCUGCACCGGCCCCGACACGGGGCCCCCCGUCCCUUUGAGUGCGCCAUCUGCGGCCGCUGUUACCCCACCUACUCGGAGCUCUCCUCCCACCAGCGUUUCCACAGUGGGCGCCGUCCCUAUCCCUGCCAGCUGUGCCCCAAGCGCUUUUACACUUCCAGCGAACUGCGAGCUCACCAGCUGGCCCACACCGGUGAGCGACCCCACCCCUGUUCUGCCUGCGGCAAGCGCUUCGGCCGGCUGGGGCACCUGCUGGAGCACCAGCGCACCCACACCGGUGAGCGGCCCUUCGAGUGUCCGCUCUGUGGCAAGCGUUUCCACUCCAGCAGUAACCUGACUCGGCACCGCCGCUUCCACAGCGGUGAGCGCCCCUUUGCCUGCGGCGAGUGCGCCAAGCGCUUCUUCACCUCUGGGGACCUUCGACGGCACCAACAGACUCAUGGCGGUGAGCGUCCUUUCUGCUGUGGCGAGUGCCCCCGCCGCUUUUACCGUUCCGGUGACCUGGUCAAGCACCAGCGCACCCACGGCGCCGAGCGGCCCCAUGGCUGCCCGUCCUGCGGCAAGCGUUUCUGCACUGGCAGCGAGCUGAAGAUCCACGCCCGCUUCCACAGCGGCGAGCGCCCCUUCCCCUGCUCCCAGUGUCCCAAGCGCUUCUACACAGCCAGCGAGCUUCGGGUGCACGGGCGCACUCACACUGGUGAGCGUCCCUACUGCUGUCCACUCUGCGGCAAGUCUUUCUACCGCUCUGGUGACCUCAGCAAGCACCGUCGCACCCACACUGGCAUCAAACCCUUCGCCUGCAACCACUGCCCCAAGCGCUAUUACACCUCCAGUGAGCUGGGUGUGCACUGCCGUACCCAUACCGGCGAAAAACCCUUCCGCUGUCAGCUCUGUGCCAAGGGUUUCUACACAGCCAGUGUGCUGGCCAAGCACAGGCUGACCCACGCUGCCUCGCCCAGCGGCCUCUUCCAGUGCCGCCUCUGCCCCCAGCGCUGCCCCAGCGCCGCCCGCCUACGUCUGCAUGAGCGCCAGCACUCUGGCGAGCCCGCUUUCCAGUGCGGCGUGUGCCAGCGCCGCUUCUACACCGCAGGCGGCCUCAGCAAACACCAGAACGUGCACGAUCCAGAGGCGGUGGCGGCUGCGGCUGCUCAACAGCGACUGGCCGACGCCCGCACCCAGCAGUUGGCCGAAGCGGCUGAGCGGCAACUGGAGGAGGUGCGUGCUCAGCAGCACGUAUCUGAGGUCAUAGCCACCAUGCCUGACCCCACCCUCAGCGCCCGUCCUCCACCCGCCCUCUUCGAGUGCGGCAUGUGCAAGCGAGGCUUCAGUUCCUGGGCCGAGCUGCUGGCCCAUCAGCCGCAGCAUGAGGGCGAGCGGGCGGUGCAGUGCGCCACCUGCCGCCAGCUCUUUGUAGCACCGGCAGGCAGCGAGGAGGGGGGGGGCUCAGCAGGCCUGGGGACGGGAGGGGGUGGGAGCGAGCCCGAGGACACACACUGUCCCCUGUGCCGGGGACACUUGGCUAGUUUCGACAUCGGCGGCUUCGGCCUGGGCGUCUCCAACUUCGAGCUUUGCCUGCAGGGGGCCUUCCCUGGCGGCCCCACCCCCGGAUGGGACGGCACCCCUGUGGGGGACCUGUGUGGGCAGGGUGCUCUCGCCCACCCCUCUGCCUGGCAGGGGGGCACUGGAGGGCAGUAGCUGGGUAAUGGCGAAGGGGAUGGCGGGGAGUGGAGCGGCCUAGGGUUGGGAGAACUCGCUGUGUUUUCACCCCUUCUUUCCUCCUUAACCAAUCCUUACAGCAACUGGGGAGCAGAGAAAGGACGUUCAGUGAGGAUAGUGAGUGUGAGAGGGAGGAGUGCAGUGAGUGUGUCAAAGUCCGAAUGAAUGUCACCGUGAGAGUCGGUCAGAGAGAGAAUGCCUGAAUGUGUCGGUGAGAACAAGUGUCUGAAAGAGUGAUUGAGUCAGUGCGCGUGAAUGGAAAGCAGGGAGAGG
Messenger RNA from Hypanus sabinus (Atlantic stingray), 3367 nucleotides. RefSeq names its product zinc finger protein 436-like. NCBI's taxonomy places the organism in Eukaryota, Metazoa, Chordata, Chondrichthyes, Myliobatiformes, Dasyatidae. The record is from RefSeq and is a predicted model, not a curated record. Gene Ontology annotation, cellular component: nucleus. Gene Ontology annotation, biological process: regulation of transcription by RNA polymerase II. Gene Ontology annotation, molecular function: RNA polymerase II cis-regulatory region sequence-specific DNA binding; DNA-binding transcription activator activity, RNA polymerase II-specific. The coding region runs from base 737 to 3073 and encodes 778 amino acids. The transcript is spliced from 7 exons.